AUGUCGUCUAGGCCUCCGUCACGCGUCGUCUUUGUCGGCAACAUCCCUUACGGGCUGUCCGAGGAGCAAAUCACAGACAUCUUUUCGAGCGCCGGCAAGGUCGAGCGUUUCCGCCUCGUCUACGACUCCGAGACGGGUCGUCCCAAAGGCUUUGGCUUCGCAGACUACCCCGACACCGACUCUGCCGCGUCUGCCGUCCGCAACCUGAACGACUACGAGAUCAUGGGCCGCAAGCUGCGCGUUGACUUUAGCAACGAGCAGAAGAGUGGUGACGAUGACAACAACCAGACCUCAAUACAUGUACCCACUGCCGCCAACGGUGCAGGACCCAGCGCGUACGGCUCCCAAGCCAGCUCUCUGCCACCGCUUCCGGCCGGCAAGGAGAUUCCCCCGGGCCUCACCUGCACCGAUGCCAUCUCCCGAACCCUCAAUACCCUGCCCCCGCCGCAGCUCCUCGAUAUCCUCGGGCAGAUGAAGGCGCUUGCCACGUCCGAUCCUCAGAGAGCCACCGAACUCCUACAACAAGCACCCCAGCUCACCUAUGCCGUCUUCCAAUCCUUGCUCCUCAUGGGCCUCGUGUCGCCCGAAGCGAUUCAGUCCGUCUCCGAGCCGGGUGCGCCCCCUGCCGUGCCACAGCCAGCGGCCGGCUUCCCCGCCCCCAUCCCCGGGUACCCCGCCGCGAACAACACACCGCCGGUCGCAGGCGCACCGUACGCGCCGCCCCCCGCAGCUGCUCAGGGCUACGGCGCUCCAGCGCCAGCUGCUGCCCCGCAAGACACGGAUGCUCUGAUACGACAGGUGAUGGAAUUGCCCCAGGCACAGAUCGACUUGCUCCCAGAAGCCGAACGACAACAGAUUCUGGCCCUCAGGGCGACCUUUGGUGCCCAACAGCGCAGAUGA
Molecule: messenger RNA, 900 nt
Organism: Purpureocillium lilacinum
Lineage: Eukaryota; Fungi; Ascomycota; Sordariomycetes; Hypocreales; Ophiocordycipitaceae
Biological process (GO): mRNA 3'-end processing
Cellular component (GO): mRNA cleavage and polyadenylation specificity factor complex
Molecular function (GO): mRNA binding
Source: RefSeq, a predicted model, not a curated record